GAAAAAAACAUUUUUAUGAUCUUCAGGAUGGAGCUAAUUGGCGGGAUUAUAAGAAUUUUUCUUCUCGUGAUCUUUGGUUGCUCCAUUGUCGACACUCCAGGUCAGAAAACAAUCAAAGCAAAACCUGGACAAGACGUCAUUCUGCCGUGUAAAGUCACUGAUCACCAAUCAGUGACAGGUGUGGAGUGGACCAGAGAGGAUCUGAAGGAAGAACAUGUCCUCCUCUAUAAAAACAACAAAGAUGAUCCAGAUGGCCAGCAUCCGUCCUACAAGGACCGGGUGGAUCUGCAGGACAGAGAGAUGAAGGAUGGAGACGUGUCUGUAGUCCUGAAGAACGUGACACCUAAUGACAAUGGAAUAUAUGAGUGUCGGCUGGAGAGAGAGAUAUUUGAUCCUACCCCCAUCUGCUCCAUUCAGCUGGUUGUUCUUCCUCCAGGAGACAAGGAUGAACGGAAGAACCGUGGAGGGAAGAACGACUGA
This is a messenger RNA of Cyprinodon tularosa, 480 nucleotides long. Its product is annotated as myelin-oligodendrocyte glycoprotein-like. The coding region runs from base 16 to 480 and encodes 154 amino acids. Lineage: Eukaryota; Metazoa; Chordata; Actinopteri; Cyprinodontiformes; Cyprinodontidae. The record is from RefSeq and is a predicted model, not a curated record. The transcript has 3 exons.